Messenger RNA from Linum tenue, 1143 nucleotides. NCBI's taxonomy places the organism in Eukaryota, Viridiplantae, Streptophyta, Magnoliopsida, Malpighiales, Linaceae. The record is from the annotation of a GenBank genome assembly.
AUGGAGUGCUCAAUUUGCUGCACAAUGCCACUCAUUCUGCGGCCGCCGAGGAACACCAUCUGCGCCGGCUGCUACGAGGCGGCUCGAACCGCCAUCUCCCUCGUCAACAAGUUCGAAUCUUCCUGCGAUAGAGGAUCAUCGUUAUCGUCGCCGUCGUCGUCGGACCAUCAUUCUACUCAUAAAGCCAAUUCGAGUACUCAUUCGAUGCAGGCUCAACCACUAGCAAACCUCCCAAAAUGGAUUAACAGCCUGAACGAGACACACAACGAGUUGACCCAGAAAAUCGAUUUCCUUGGCAACAUCGUCCAACUGUUCCGAUCACAACUCCUCACCGACAUCCACCUCAAACCCGGCAACGGCGGCGCUCCAAUCCCUGCCCACAGAGCCCUACUCGCAGCGAGAUCGGAGAUAUUCAAGACGAUGCUGGACCCCGACGCCUGCAAGUCCCCCGCCAACGACACGAUCACGCUGCCGGAGCUGAACCACGAGGAGCUGGAAUCCCUGCUGGAGUUUCUGUACAGCGGGGACCUGGCUCCGGAGAAGCUGGAGCGCCACGUGUACGCCCUGACCCUGGCGGCGGACAAGUACGAGGUGCCGUACCUGCUGGGGCUGUGCGAGCGCCACAUGGUCCGGUCCCUGGACGCGUCGAACGCGCUGGAAGUGCUGGAGAUCUCGGACUCGGUCUGUUGCAGGAGCAGCAGUGGCGAUUUGAAGGAGACGGCGGUGAAGUACGUGGUGAAGAACAUGGAGGAGUUGGCCUUUUCGGGUAAGUAUGAGGCGUUCGUGGCCAGCAACCCGCAUUUGGCGGUACAGGUCACGAGGGCGUUUCUGGUGGACGCCAAGCUGGCCCGAUGAUCAGUUAUUUCAGCAUGCUGCUGGCUGCUGGCUGCACAAGAAACAAUAAUAAUGCUCUGUUUUGGUUUUGUUUUGUACUGCGGUGGAGUGAUGGGACUGGUACGUGUUCAUUCAUUCAUCGAUCGUUCAUGUGUGGAAUCUUUUGGAGGAUAAUGUGUAAAUUUUUUUUUUUUUUGAAUUGGUAUGUUUUUGUUGUUGUUGUAUUUACCCGACCAGAGGGAAGGUAUUCAUGUGGGUAUCAUCUUGGUACUUGGUGUAUAUUUAUACGCAGAUGAAUUUAUUUAUAAG